UCUGGAGAGCAACGCCCUUGCUGAUGUGGUUAUUGCUCAUUACGGAGAAGCCAGUCGUCUUUGGAGGGUGAGAAGGAAAACUACAGCUCCCAGCAGCCUGCCUGGGCACCGGGAAGGGCAGAGUUCACUGUCACGUUGACAGCGGAGGGUUAAGGGUGCGGGGCCGGGGAGCGGGCUGCCCUGCCAGCCGCAGGGCCCCGGGGCCUCCAGCCACCUCCUAGAGCCCCCUGCUCCGCUUCGCCGCCCGGACCGGCUCCAAACGCGCCCGGUUCCUGAGGCCCCAGAAGGGAUGGCACCUGCGCGCAGGGUAGGACUCGCUCCGUCACACCAGCAGCGAGGAGACCGGUCUCCUUAUGACCAAAUUAGAAAGUGAAACAAAACAGUGCAGAGCCCACGACUCCGCAGGAAGAUGGAAGAGAAUUCAAGUGUGGACCUCUGCGGAGCUGGACCAGCCCAGGAUGAGGUGGAGAGCAUUGCAGAGCAUCCUGCCUACCAAGAGACCCCUCCAGAAACACAUGGGCACCAAGUGACAGGCAGCUGGCCUGACACCUCCUGCAAACCAGAGGAGAAAGAUCCUUUGGUGGGUGAAUCACCAACUGCUGACAGCAACGAGGUGACAGACUCAAGGCUGGCUGGCUCUACAGUGGAGAAGGGCCUCCAGGAAAUUCAAGUGUCAUUGGAAGAAUCUGGGGAGACAGGAGAUGGUAUCUCAGAAAGAUCCCAGGCAAAAGAUGACAUGGACGGAGCCAGGCUAGCCCAAGAGAAAACAGACAACAAAGGAGAGAGCCCUGUCCACCAGGAAACAUGCAGGCACGAGGAGACAAGCGGGCUACAUGAAAGCUCCCACAGACCAGAGGAAGAUGAUUUAUCAAUAGACAAGUCACUGAUCUCUGACAGUAAAAGGAGGCAUUCAGGUCUGACUGCCACAGAAGGUGUCACCGGCAGCCUCUUGGCAGCGGAGAACACCAGUGCCUCCCUCCUGCACAAGGAGCCAGCAGAGCAUACAGAGCCAGAAAUUCCAGAGAGUGAAUCCCAUGGCAUGCUAAGGAGGAGACAUGGGACUGAAGGACACACAGCCCAAAAGCCAGAGGCUCAGUCGCACCUGCAGAAUGUCACCACCCAAAACACAAAGCCGGAGAAGACUAAAAAGCUCUUCUUGCUGACAGGUGAGGAACAGAAGCUUCCCUUGCGAGUUACUCAUCGACCAGAAGGCACUGACCCUCCAGGAACAAGGCUUAUAAUCUUCGUACUGUUCAUCAUCAUGCUCUGCUUUAGCAUCCUGGCCUCCAAGUCCCAGCAAGCCCCCGUGAACCCCACAGUGGAGGCUUUCCUGUUCCAGUUCAACCAGCUGCAGGACAGGUUUCCAGGGCAGAGCCCCCAGCUAUGGCUUCGGGGACGCAAGUUCCUGCAGAAGCACCUCAAUGCGUCUCACCACACAGAACCAGCCAUCGUUAUCUUCACGGCUGCCCGUGAGGGCAAACGGACCUUGCGGUGCCUUACCGCCUACGUGGCUGACUCCUACGCAGCCGCCUUGCAUGCCAGCACAGUCCAGAUUGACGGCACGGAUAAAUCCAGGCUCCAGAGUGAUCAGGCAAAGCUGGAGAUGGACAGGGAGCUUAGCUCCGCUUUCCAGGCUGGAGGCCGUGCUGCAGUGAUACACCACUUUGAGUUGCUGCCGGCAGGGGCCACCCUCAUCUUUUACAAAUAUUGUGACCAUGAAAGUGCUGCUUUCAAGGAUGUGGCCCUGCUGCUGACUGUGCUGCUGGACGAGGAGAUGCUGGAGACCCACAUCAGCCUCUCGCAGGUGGAGGAAAGAGUCCGUGACUUCCUCUGGGCCAAGUUCACUGACACCAGUACUCCCAGCUCCUACAACCGCAUGGACUCUGACAAGCUGAGUGGGUUGUGGAGCCGCAUCUCCCACCUGGUCCUCCCAAUCCAUCCGGUGCAGGCCAUCGAGAAGGGAGGCUGUCACCUGCACACCAAACCCUAGAGGCAAGGGCUGCCAUAGCCCCUGUGAAGGGCUGGAAAGCCAGUCCUGGCCACCUGAGGCAGGCAGAGGCACAAACAAGCACAGCACUCGCUUGAUAAUGAGUGCUAUUUCUCUACCUUCUUUGACAGAUACAAGUGAAUCCAACCCUUUUGGCCAGCUGCAUCUUGAAGGUAAUAAAUUGCAUGCUUCCUUCCAAGGGACAGGAAGAGCUGACAUUUUAAACUGCUAAUGUCACAUGAGAACAUUAUUGCCACUGUGGGGCUGGAGGAGGAAGGUAGGAGAACAAUUCUUUGCAGGUAGCAUUUCUCUCAGAAAACACUGUCCUUGUAGCAGUAUGGAUAACAUAACUAUUACACCAGAAAGAUAUUUCAGCUCAGGAGCUUUUUCAUUUCUCCCUUCCUCUGUUUGCUAACAUCCAAGCACACCAGUGUCACAGUUUCCUUUACCUAGAGCGUUUUUCUCUCUUUGACUCAAAAGACCCCCUGCGACAAGGGAGGUUGAACUCCCUAAACCCCACGCUUUGAAGUCAUGCUUCAAAAAGAAAAUUAGGACUGGCUAGCACAAUCGUAGCUUGUGCUAGUUCAGUGUAUGGCCAAUCAGUCCUGAUAGAGCUCCACUUGCACAAACUGAUUUACACCAAGCGAAGACCUGAUCCUAAACAUAGCGUGUUCAAACAAACCUGCAAUUCAAAAAUCCUCACACAUCAAUUAAAAAUUAUUUCAGGUUGUCAGCACUUAACUGCUUCACUAAACAGGGGAAUCCUGCAGGGUCACCCUUACAUCAGAGAACAUUUGAAAUCUGAAAACCAAGAAAACCCCCAGCAGCAGUUAAGCAAAAGCCACCUCAUUAAUGCUCUGAUGGUGUGAAGCAUCAAGGGAUUGCACAGGUAAAGGAAUGAGUAAUACCGUUUAACUUAAUGCUGCCUCUUAAAGAAAAAAAAAAAACCAAAACACUCUUGAUCCUUUUUUCCACCACAAGGUUACAACAUCUCUUGGGGCUGAUGCAUCAGGUUUGGCCCUACGCGAUAGGUUCCCCUUCAGCCAGAACUCUCAUCUGUGCGUAGGGCAGAAGCUGUGAGAAUCAUUUCUACACUUCUGUGCUGCGCGCAGAGAGCCUGGUAGUGUCCUCAGGAUCAAGGCAGGGACGCGCAGACAAAACACUGCUGGCUGCCCCGCCAGGGCUUUUCCAGGCUGUCUCCAUCCAUGCUACACGUAGCCCAGGAACCGUGAGACUUUGCAGCCUGGCGUUCUCCCAGCUUUCUUCCUCUGUUUCUACCUGCCCCUCCUCAGCUAACUCUUACUGAUGAAUGUAGACAUUAACACAAAUAUUUAUGUCAAACCCCAUAGAGAGCAGCACACCAGGUCAUUGCUCACCAGGGAUGUGUUUGCCUUCCUGCUAGCCAGCUGAUGGCCCGGUCUGGUCUAAGAGUGACAAGGAAUAGAGCUGAUAACAGCUGGAAAAGAUGAAACCUCAUGCACUAACACUAUAAACCCUCAGCUAAAGAGGUUGGUUCCUUACCAUGCCUCCUUUUCUGCACACCAUGAAGAGAAAUCUAAGUCCUAUAAACACUGUAUUGCUCUUGCACACUGAAUUUCUGUAAAAGCUCUAGGGUAGAGCUGCUAACUCAGGGAAAACCUGGGGUAAGUGCAGGUUAAAGCAUUUAAUAACACAACAGUCAGCCCCUGGUGCCUACAGUCACACCUGCUAGAGGAGGAGCAGCUGUAGCAAAGCGGGGCUUAAUUCCAUACAAAAAGCAUAGGCUAAGGCCUCUCAAAGGCAGAGCCUAUAGCUGAACAAGACACUAAUCAAGAGCACUCAAGUGUGUUUAAAAGCUGUAUUUUAGUGCUCCUUAGAGCAUCUCAGCCCCUGCAUUGGCUGGGUCUCCUACCAAUGGUGCCUUGCAGAUCUGUCCUGACUGAUGGCUCAGCUGAGGCACAGUCAUUCACCCCAAAGCCUAAAAUCACAACCUGCCCCUUCUUCCCUCCUGCCAUGUGCCUUGUCCUAUCUCAGGACACAAUGGACUUGGAGAAGGGGAUGAAAUGAAGGAAGAGUGGGUUAUUAGUUCAAAUUUUGACCAAAGAACAGACAUUUUGUUUCUUUACAAUGUCAGUCAUAUGAAGACAAAACCAAGGACAGUUACCGAUAUUUUCCACAGCUGGCAGGAUUUUAACCACUACCCUGAUCUGACUGAGCAGCUGCGAUUGCUGCUCAGUUUAUGUCUCAUUGCAGAUAGGAAGUUGAGCUAUUGCUGCAGAAUGAAGCACUAGUGUGAAGUGGUUCAUACAGGUUAUAACUAAAGCAAACACUGGGCUAGACAAGGAAACUGCCUGCUGGAGUCCAGCAUCACAAGGGCCAAGACAUGCUUUUGUACAAGAUAUGAGCAAGAACAAACUUGGUUGCUUCAUCCCCUUCCUCCUUUUCAUUGCUCUGUGCUAUUUUGGAAAACACCUUUUCUGCUCUGCACAGUUCAGUGUUAGCAGUGAUGUAAAAACUGGCAAGGCAUUAAUCAUGUUAUGUCAACAUCUUUAAGGAAAUGAGUAUUUAAAAGCUAUCUCACAAUUUUAUGUAUGUACUGUGUUUGCAAUGCAUAGUCAAGGUAUGCAACUGCAACUUCAUGCUGCUUGGGCACAUCCCUGUAAGCUUCAUCCACCACAACUGUUCCAAUAUGGAGAUACUUUUAUGAUCUUUUAAAGGCAAAAGAAAAAUGCUUGCUUCUGAAACAAGACUUCUAAUCAAAAUAAAUAAUGAGAUCAUGAAAAAAAAAACAGCAAAGCCUUCAAA
This is a messenger RNA of Rhea pennata, 4771 nucleotides long. It is a transcript of the gene TOR1AIP2, whose product is annotated as torsin 1A interacting protein 2. Gene Ontology annotation, cellular component: membrane. The transcript is spliced from 6 exons. Lineage: Eukaryota; Metazoa; Chordata; Aves; Rheiformes; Rheidae. The record is from RefSeq and is a predicted model, not a curated record. Gene Ontology annotation, molecular function: ATPase activator activity. The coding region runs from base 410 to 1990 and encodes 526 amino acids. Gene Ontology annotation, biological process: membrane organization.